Molecule: messenger RNA, 858 nt
Organism: Aspergillus ruber CBS 135680
Lineage: Eukaryota; Fungi; Ascomycota; Eurotiomycetes; Eurotiales; Aspergillaceae
Product: BTB/POZ domain-containing protein
Exons: 2
Coding region: 1-513 (170 amino acids)
Molecular function (GO): protein binding
Source: RefSeq, a predicted model, not a curated record
AUGAAAGACUUUCUCUCGGGCGAGCGAUUCUCGGACAUGAUAAUCACCUACCAAGGGCAAGCGUCCAAAGUCCACCGUUUCAUUAUAUGCAAACAGCCAUCGUUCUUCGAGACUGCCUUGACUUGGCCCUUCAAGGAAUCAUCGAAACAGACUGUUGACUUGCCCGAUGACGAUCCGGAGACGAUUGAUAGUAUCAACGGUUGUCAGGAAGAUGGGCAUACAGUGCCGUUGGAUGGUAUAUCGGAGCCAGAACAAUCAGAAGACGAGACUACUACAAGCGAGCCAGCAGAUGUUGAUUCCAUAAGACCAAGUGGGAGCAAUCACGUCCAAGUCUAUAUUUCUGCAGACAAAUUUAGGAUUGUCAGCCUGAAGUCCCUUGUUAGAAAGAAACUUGCUCAGUGGACAAAUGCCAACCGGGAUUCUCCAACAUUUGUUGAGAUAGUACGAGAGGUGGUGAGCUCAGUGCCUCCGCAUGACUUGGGUCUUCAAGAUGUGAUUGCCGGUGUUAUAUAAAAGCACGUUAUUGCCCUUGUGGAGAAGGGGACAAUUAUACAGCUACAAAGGCUUUGGAAAUAUUGGGUCUGAGGUUAUUAGCCAACUGGUGAGGAGCAAUAUGGUUAGGGAAACAGAAAGAUUACGCAAGGCCUCUGCACCGGAUCCCACAAAAUUGGAUGGUAUGCGUUGUUGCGGAUUCUGCAGAGAAAGGCUAAAUGUGAGGUUUGGAAAUGGAGAGUAUCAAUAUGGUACUCUACGUUGCGGUUCGUGCCGUAUGCAGGUUUGAUCUCACGGAUAUCGUGUUGCUUCCGAUUAUGGUAGUUGAUAUGAUACAUUAAUCCAAGACCUUCAUGCUAUCGAUAC